Oryza brachyantha (malo sina) is the source of this 1540-nucleotide messenger RNA. RefSeq names its product disease resistance protein Pik-2-like. The record is from RefSeq and is a predicted model, not a curated record. The coding region runs from base 500 to 877 and encodes 125 amino acids. NCBI's taxonomy places the organism in Eukaryota, Viridiplantae, Streptophyta, Magnoliopsida, Poales, Poaceae. The transcript is spliced from 2 exons.
UCGGGUGCGGAACGGCGGCGGCGGCGGGCACAGGCUUGGGGUGGCGUCGGCGGCAAACUUUUGUUGCCAUGGCGAGUGGUUUGCUGGGGUGGCUGUGCGUCCGGCCGAGGCUGCGGCGGCUAAGGAGGAGGCAGAGAGGGGUGCGGCUGGUGCUGCGGAGAGGUGAGAGGCGGGCGGCGGAGGCGGGGAGGAUGGCCGGGGAGGUGAUGGUGGAGCACGUCGGGCGCCUCGUCGUGUGCCGCGGCGACGGGUUCUAGCUCGGCCGCCCGGCGCCGGUGCUCGCCAUCGAUGACCGGCUUGAGGCCGGUGCCACCUACCUCGUCCUCCCCGUCGACCGUCUCCCUCAGAUUUUGGCGAGAAGAUUUUGUGAACUAGCUGGGCUCUGCUGCCUAUGGCGGACCUCACGUUGAGCAUUGUGCAUUAGCUUCUAGCGGUCAUCGGCAAGGAGGCGGAGCUCCUGGCCGGCGUCCGCGGCGAUGUGCAGUUCAUCAGGGACGAGAUGGAGAGCAUCAACGGCCUGCUCCGCCACCUCGCCGGCACCAAGGAGCGUGCCAGCGACCACCAGGUCCGAGCUUGGAUCAAGCAGGUCAUGGAGCUCGCCUACGACUCCAACAACUGCGUCGAGAGGUACGCGCAGACGCGCUCAGGUGGCCCCCGCCGCCGCAAGGGCUUCCUCGGCCGCCUUCAUCGGGCCACCGUCCUGCCAUGGGCGAUGGUGGUCCGCCGCCGCGUGGCCACCCAGAUCCAGCAGCUCAAGGUUCGGGCGCACGAGGUCGGAGAGCGGCAGCAGCGGUACGGCGUCGUUGUCCUGCCCAAGACCUACAGCGGCGUUGUCAUCCCAAGCAUGCGCCCGCCGCCGCCGCCAUCCCGCGCAUGAGCCGCCCCAAGUUUGCGCCCACUGCCGUCGCCGCCCCGCGCCCACGCCCGAGCUCGCCAUUGCUCUCGCGGCCGAGCCACCCCGCGCUUGCCGCCGCUGCUCACGCCCUUGACUGCUGCCUUCGCCUGCUCCAGCCACCGGCCUCAGUGGGGAUGGGAGAGAGGGUUAUUUUUUCUAUUUUCUUAUUAGGCUGACACGUGGGCCCCAUAUUUUUUAAAGUAUUUUUCUGACUUGGCAACUGAUAGGCAUGUCCCAUGAAUUUUUUAAUAUAUUUUUUGCUGACUAGGAUGCCACGUUAACAAAACCAUCCUCCAAUACUACCGAGAGACCUGAUUUAAACGGUUUUCGUAACUUCGAGGGCUAAUAUUUCUGUAUUGCGGUUGAGGGAUGAUUUUGAUACUUCGUGAUAACUUGAGGGAUCCAAAGUAAACUUAUUCCGUACUAGUACGACUUCUUCAGCCUGUCUGAGAAACAUGGGCUGCCGACAGAAGGGCCGAUGCAAUGUUCUUUUUUGCAGCUGUUACUUCAACGGGUAAAGUAUCAUCUGCGAUCAAUCUGUCCGGUGCUCAAUCCUUCCUAGGUGUUGCAGAUAUCUUCCCCUCCAUUUUUGGUCACUGCAAGAAGGUCUGUACGCAAGUAACCCAACCGCAAAAAUGAUCUCGU